Molecule: messenger RNA, 1062 nt
Organism: Trichoplax adhaerens
Lineage: Eukaryota; Metazoa; Placozoa; Uniplacotomia; Trichoplacea; Trichoplacidae
Exons: 15
Coding region: 1-1062 (353 amino acids)
Biological process (GO): regulation of transcription by RNA polymerase II; DNA-templated transcription; nucleotide-excision repair
Cellular component (GO): transcription factor TFIIH core complex; transcription factor TFIIH holo complex
Source: RefSeq, a predicted model, not a curated record
AUGGCUGAUGAUGCCGACGAUGUAGAAUCUGGCUAUCGAUGGGAAAGUUCAUUCGAGCGUACCUGGGAAGUUCUUGUUGAAGAUGAACAAGGAUCUCUUAAGAGCACUGUCGAUGAACUCCAACGAGCUCGUAAGCGAAGAGUGGCUGAUAGAAAGGCUAAUGUACGACUCGGCUUGAUGCGUCAUAUGUAUAUCAUUGUUGAUAUGUCAUCAGCUAUAUCCAUUAUAGAUUUAAAGCCUAAUCGACUAGUAGCUACAGUGAAGCUUCUAGAUGAUUUCAUAACGGAAUAUUUCGAUCAAAAUCCGAUUUCUCAGCUAGGAGUCAUAAUUACAAGAAAUAAAAGAGCUGAGAAAUUGACAGAUAUAGGAGGAAAUCCUAGACGCCAUAUUGCGGCUUUACGACAAGCUGCAUGUAAACCAUGCAUUGGAGAGCCUUCGCUGCAGAAUGCUCUUGAGUUAGCUUCUCAAACGUUAAGGCAUGUACCUAGUCAUGCGAGUCGUGAAAUUUUAGUUAUUUAUGCAAGCUUAACCUCUUGCGACCCUAGUGAUAUCCAUGCUACAGUUAAGAACUUAGUCGAAGAUAACAUUAGAUGUUCAGCUAUUGGACUGUCAGCAGAAAUGUAUAUAUUGAAAAAAUUGGCUUCUGAAACAGGGGGCUCUUAUCGAGUUAUACUUGACGAGCAUCAUUAUAAAGAGCUUCUUACUCAUUAUGUUAUACCUCCAGUUGCAACGGGAAAGUUAGGUUCUUCGUUAAUUCGAAUGGGAUUUCCAGAAUACAGAACUAACAGUCACCCGUCAAUGUGCCAAUGCCAUUUAGAUAGUAGAGUUGUUAAAAGUUUCAGCACUACCGGCUAUUUUUGUCCGCAGUGUAAAGCAAAAUAUUGUGAAUUACCGAUAGAAUGUCAGAUAUGUGGUAAAAUGAACAUAACAACUAAAACUAGGAAUAUGCGACUAAGCUUAGUUUCAGCGCCACACUUAGCAAGAUCCUACCAACAUUUAUUCCCAUUGGAAGAUUUUGAGGAAGUAGCUCUUGAUAAGAAGGAUGCAGAGAAACCCUUGUAA